ACGUUAGCAAACCCCUACUCCAGCUAUCCGAAAAAAGAAGCCACUCCUCCCUGCAUUUCGCUGCGGCUCCUCCACCCCCUCCCCAAACCACCACAUUCAUGCAUGGAUUCCUCCCCGGCGUCCGAUCCUCGACAAUGAUAAGAUCGACGGCCACGAUUAAUCCAGGUCAGCCCAUCAUCCUCCUCCUCCUCCAUCUCACCCCCUUCAAAGCCCCUUUCCUCCUCCUCUCCCCCAAAAAACCCUCUUCUUCCCUCGCCUCUCUCUCCCAAAACCUAACCAUAGAUACGAAACCCUCCUCUAUAAAUAACCAAAUCCUCUCCAUCCUCUCCCGCCCUGGCUGGCAGAAGAACCCCUCCCUCAGAGAGAUCGCCCCUUCUCUAACCCCAUCUCUCGUUUCUGCCCUUUUCAAUCCUCCUCUCGACGCCAAAACCGCCCUCGAUUUCUUCGACUGGAUCGGCCGUCGCCCCGGCUACCGCCACAACGCACAGUCCCACGCCUCCCUCCUCAUUCUCCUCAUCCGGUCGCGGUUCCUGUCCGCUGCUGAAAAGAUCAGGAUCUCUAUGAUCAAAUCCUGCGCGUCCGCCGCUGAUAUGUGCUUCGUAGUGGAUUUCGUCCGGAGGAUGAAUCGAGAAGGUAUUGAUGAUUUUAAAUUCAAACUGACGCUUAGAUGCUACAACAUGUUGUUGAUGUCAUUGUCAAGGUUCAUGAUGAUCGAUGUGAUGAAGGACGUUUUUUCAGAGGUUUUGGCCGACAGGAUUGCUCCAAAUAUUUAUACGUAUAAUACGAUGAUUAAUGUGCAUUGCAAGGAAGCAAAUCUUGUCGAGGCGAGGUUGUAUUUGAGCUAUGUUUUGCGCGAUGGUUUGGUGCCGGAUACGUUUACGUACACGUCUUUCAUCUUGGGGCAUUGUCGGAGUGGCGAUUUGGAUGGUGCGUAUCGGGUCUUUUGGUUGAUGCCACAAAAGGGUUGUCAGAGGAAUGAGGUUUCGUAUACGGUGCUUAUACAUGGGUUGUGUGAGGGCGGGCGGAUAGAUGAGGCUUUUGUUUUGUAUUCUCAAAUGGGUGAUGAUGGAUGUCGCCCGACUGUCCGCACGUACACUGUUCUUAUAGCGGGUCUUUGCGGGCUGGGGAGGCGAUGUGAGGCAUUUGAUUUGUUUCGGGAGAUGUUGGAUAAGGGUUGUGAGCCGAAUGUGCAUACGUACACAGUGCUUAUCGAUAGUUUGUGCAAGGAGAAUGAGCUUGAAGAUGCUGAGGGAAUGUUGAAUGAGAUGUUGGAGAAGGGUUUGGUCCCCAAUGUGGUUACUUACAAUGCUUUGAUUGAUGGGUAUUGCAAGGAGGGAAAGGUGGAUUCUGCAUUUGCAGUUUUGGGCUCGAUGGAAUUGAACGGAUGUGAACCUAAUGCUCGCACUUAUAACGAGUUGAUAUGUGGGUUUUGUAAUGACAGGAAAGUACACAAGGCAAUGGGGCUAUUGAAUAAGAUGUUUGAGCGAGGUUUAUUGCCGAGUUUGGUUACGUAUAACUCGUUAAUUCAUGGGCAAUGUAAGGAGGGUCAUAUAGGUAGUGCUUUUAGGUUGCUUGAUUUGAUGGUUGGAAAUGGUUUGGUUGCUGACCAAUGGACUUACUCUACUUUAAUAGAUGCCCUUUGCAAAGACGGGAGGAUUGAAGAAGCUCAUGCUCUCUUUGAUUCUCUCACUGAGAAAAAAUUGAAGGCAAAUGACGUGAUAUAUACUGCUUUGAUUGAUGGGAACUGCAAGGCUGGGAAUAUUGAUAGAGCUCAUUUGCUGUUUGAGAAAAUGGCUGAUGAGGGUUGCUUGCCAAACUCUCAUGCUUACAAUGCAUUGAUGGAUGGCCUGUGCAAAGAAAGAAAAAUUCAUGAAGCUUCAGCUUUGCUAAACAAAAUGGUGGAGAUGGGAGUGGAGCCCACUGCUUUCACUUAUACGAUUCUCAUUGAUGACAUGUUGAAAGGAGGUGAUUCCGACCACGCUUAUAGAAUUUUUGAGCAAAUGGUUUCUUCAGGAUGUCGGCCUGAUGCUUGCACUUACACUGCCUUCAUUCGCGCAUAUUGCAGUGAAGGAAAGUUAGAGGAAGCGGAGAGUUUGAUGGUUAAAAUGAAUACAGAAGGGGUUCACCCAGAUUUGGUAACUUAUACCACAUUGAUAGAUGGGUGUGGAAAUAUGGGAUUGAUUGAACGUGCUUUUGAUGUUUUCAAGCGAUUAACGGAUUCAGGAUGUGAGCCUAAUCGUCAAACAUAUUCCAUUAUGGUUAAGCAUCUCUUCUAUGAAAAGGGGUUCAAGAAAUUAAGUGAUGGGAUAAGUGCCGAUUCUGCUGCAGAUGGCUCCUCUAUAGAUACUGUUGAUGUGUGGAAGGUUUUGAAUAUAGAGACCGCGUUAAAGCUGUUGGAGAAAAUGACUGAACAUGGUUGCACUCCUAAUGCCAACACUUAUGAUGCCCUCACAGCAGGAUUCUGCAAAGAGGGGAGGUUGGAAGAAGCUCAACUGUUGGUUCGUCAUAUGAACGAAAAAGGAAUAUCUCCCAAUGAGGAUAUCUACACCUCACUUGUUAAUUGUUGCUGCAAGUUGGGAAAGCAUGGGGAAGCAUUAGCAUUGGUGGAUGUAAUGUUUGAAUGUGGUCAUCUGCCGCAUUUGGAAUCAUACAGGCUACUUGUCUGUGGGUUUUGUGAUGAAGGAAACGUUGAAAGGGCUAAAAUAGCUUUCUGUAGUUUGCUUCGAUGUGGAUAUAAUUGUGAUGAAGUAGCAUGGACAAUUCUUAUUGAUGGUCUUCUUAAAAAGGGCCAUGUUGAUAGAUGCUCUGAGAUGUUAGAUAUCUUGGAGAAAAAUGGUUGUCAGCCCAGUUCUCAAACAUAUGAUUUGCUGAUCAAGGAACUACCUGUUGAAAAGAAUUGUUCAUAAAACUUACGAUAGAGAUGAAUAGAGGGCUUCUUAUCACUGAAUGUGCUUCCUUGCUGCUUUCAUCUUUGGCCAAAAGAGAUCUCUUCCCUUGGGACAAGUUGAAGAUGGAGGUACUGGAUGCUCUUGCAUCAUACAAAGGUUCUUUUGUCAAAUCUUGUAUCUUGCUCUUCUAAGCUUUGUACCAUUGCUUCACUUGAUCUGCUAAAGGAAAUGGCAGACAGUUCAAUAAUGGGUUUGCUGCCUCAAGGCAUCUGGAAAGCAUACUUGUGUUAUGGCAGUGGAGAUUCUGCAGUAGUUCGGAGGGAUGAGUUACUGCAGUGCGCCGAGUAUCUGUCAUCACAUAUUUAAUAACAGAACAAGACUGUUCAAACUACACCAGGAUACAAUACUCACAUGAUGCUCCAUGAAUCCGGAUUGGAAGAUUCUGAAUAACCAUUUGCUCCUAUUUGCUGCUGUAUGCAUAUGGGUACUGUCAUAAUGCUUGUUUACUCUUGGACAUUGCUCUCAACUUUGUCUUUGUUGGGUUUGCACUGGUGAUUCCUAUUCAUUCUCUUGAUGGAUUUUGUAUGCUCUUUUUUCUUUUGAACACAAUUUCUGCUGCCAACCAAAAACAGACCUGUUAACUCUACCACACAAAAGAUCUCCCAUAAACCUAGAUGAAGAAGAACAGUUCUGUUACUUAUCCUGCUACUUAUACUUUUUUGUUGACCAUUCCAGCAGGGGGAAAAGAGAAGAAUCUCGUUGUUAUCGUGUGGGGAGAGAUGAAGAUGAUUGUCUUCUCCUCUUCGUCGCCUUACAAAAGGCAUGCACACUUGAAUUCCUUUCCAUUCAUCUAUGGACCUCCUAUGUGGAAUCCAGAAGCAGCUGCACGAGGUGAAGACAAACCCCUCACUACCUGAAUGCAUGCUGCGUCUAUAAAGGAGGAAGCUACCAUUGCCAAUUUAAACUUAAAAGAAAAGGUCCACACCGACUGCCAGAUACCAGUGGCCGCUGGCUGAUAAGUGAAAUAUCCUGCCUGAUUGCAUGGAGGCAAUGAACUGGGGUAAAGAGUGACUGUGCCAGUCCGGACCCGGCUGCAUGUAUCCGACAUGCAUUGCAAAAUUAAGAAAGAUACUGGUGCUGUAGUGGUCGGAAUACUGGAUCAUUUUUGUGGAAGAAGGAAGCGGAAAAGUUGAUGAAUGAUUCAGAUGCUUGCAUCCAAAUACGAAAAAGAAAAAAAAAAGAAGAAAAGUAACAGAAGUAACCCAAAUUCGUCCUUGCAGUUUUCCCCACCGCAAGAAAGAUUCCCGUAAUAUUGUGAGUGUAUGAUGAGAAAUGAGUCUUCUUCUUCUUCUUCUUCUUUUUAAAUGGGGAUUCUUGAAUUUUGUUAUCAGGAAAAUCCGUUUGGAGUUCUCUUUGGCUUUUUUUUUUUUCGACUUGAGUUUUUCAUUCUUUUAGUUUCAGUUAAUAAGUUACAUAACUGUAACUGUUAGCGUGUAACAUUAGAAUUCAGGAAAGAGUAGCUGGUGUAAUGCAAUUUUGUUUGAGGAACUUGCGUGAAGCAAAAUUUGAAUAGUCACUUUUCUGGCUACAAGCCUUCAAGGAUGGUUGGACAUGAUUGUUCGAUCA
Messenger RNA from Magnolia sinica, 4514 nucleotides. Its product is annotated as pentatricopeptide repeat-containing protein At5g65560. Lineage: Eukaryota; Viridiplantae; Streptophyta; Magnoliopsida; Magnoliales; Magnoliaceae. Gene Ontology annotation, molecular function: protein binding. The record is from RefSeq and is a predicted model, not a curated record. The coding region runs from base 99 to 2906 and encodes 935 amino acids. The transcript is spliced from 4 exons.